CCUUCAAACAUUAAUCUGGAUCUGUCCUCCUCUCUGCGUCUGCACGAAUUGGGCAGGAUCAGAGAAGAGAAGAGAAGAGAGGAAUAAUGUAUAAGCCAACCCCAUUUGUAUUUUUAUCAAUAAUCUUCUUCCAUUCCCUUAUCUUCGUUCAUGGCCAUUCCCGAAGCGUAGCCUCAAAUAAUGCAAAGGUAUUGAAAGACGGCAAAAGGAUUUACAUCGUGUAUCUGGGAGGGAAGCCUCACGACGAUCACCGCCGGAUCAAAGAGUCGCAUUACGACUUGCUUGCCGGGGUUGUUGGGAGUCAUGAUGAGGCUAAGAAGGCGAUGGUGUAUAGUUAUAGGUAUGGGUUUUCUGGGUUUGCGGCUCUGUUGACGGCGGCUCAGGCGAAGAGGAUUGCCGGGGUAGAAGGGGUGGUUAGCGUUGUGGCGGAUAAACACCACAAAGUUCAAACUUCCCGGAGCUGGGAUUUCUUGAGGAUAUCGGAGAGUUUUGAGACUCCCGGGGAGCUUCUUCGGAAAACUAACAAGGGAGAUGGGAUUAUUGUGGGAAUUAUAGAUUCUGGGAUUACGACCAAGGAUAUGCCGUCGUUUGACGAUGCGGGGUUCGGGGAGGUGCCGCGGAGGUGGAAUGGGGUGUGUGGAUCUAUGUCUAUGUUUGGGUUUAAUGCGACGGGGAAUUGUAACCGGAAAGUGAUCGGAGCGCGGUGGUUUUUUAAAGGAGCGAAGCAUACCCCGGGUUUAAAUUUGAAUGCAUUUCUUGAUUCGGAUAAUUUCUCGGGUGUAGACACGUCGGGUCACGGGUCACAAGUGGCGAGCAUCGUGGCGGGUUCGUAUGUGGAGAACGCCACCGUGGCUGGGUUGGAGCUGGAUAUGGGCGUGCCCAGAGGCGGCGCGCCGAGAGCGCGGCUAGCGUCGUACAAGGUGUGUUGGAGUAUAGACGAAUCGAAUCAAAUGUGUUCCGGCGCGGAUAUUCUCAGCGCAUUUGAUUACGCAAUCCACGACCGGGUUGACGUCAUAUCCGUAUCCAUGGGGACGCCCGUCCCGCUAGCGUCCGGCACGGACGCAGAUAACGGCAUGGGGAUCGGCUCCUUCCACGCCAUCCUUAAAGGCAUCCCCGUCGUAGUCGCCGCCGGCAACGACGGCCCUACCGCCUACACAGUGUCCAACGUGGAACCAUGGCUCAUCACGGUCGGCGCUUCCACCAUGGACAGAAUCUUCGCUUACACCGUAACUCUGGGCAACGGCGAGAAAUUCAGUGUGGACUCGUAUUAUCCCCGCGGAGCCCCUCUUAGUCCCUUGUAUUAUGCAGGUGAAUACAGGACCGAAGCCGAUUUGAUUGAUAAAAAGAUUGAUCCAGCCGUAGUUAAAGGCAAAAUCAUCUUCAUGAUUGGUAAUGUCGCCGAUGAACGCUUCAUAUUAGUAACCAAAGCAUUAGAGGCCGGCGCCGCCGGAGUCAUCUACUCAAAUUCCCCCAGCUCAGCCCCUUUAGAUGUAGUAGACGUAGGCAUGCCGUUUGCUCAGGUUGAUUUUGAUGCCGGGACAAGAAUAAAGGAAUACGUAAUCCACACAGAUUUUCCCACUGCUCAACUAUGGUCUCCCAAGAUUCAAAUAGGAAGGGCAAUAACUCCCAAAGUCGCAGAUUUUUCAGCCAGAGGGCCGAGCUCCCUCGCGCCGGCGAUCAUGAAGCCCGACAUUGUAGCGCCUGGAGACAAAAUCCUGUGCGCCCAUCCAAAUGUAGAGAGUGGAUUCGUCAUCAACUCAGGAACAUCCCACUCUGCGCCUCACGUGUCAGCCAUCGUUGCGCUCCUCAAAAUAUCGCAUCCCGAGUGGUCCCCAUCCGCCCUAAAAUCCGCGCUCACCACAACCGCCUGGAACUCCGACACCUACGUUUCCCCCAUCUUCGCCGACGGAUCCUCGCAGAAGCUGGCCGACGCCUUCGAUUACGGCGGCGGAAUCGUCAAUGCCGCCGGCGCCGAUGAUCCCGGCCUGGUUUACGACAUGAGAGGACUAGAUUACGCACAGUACCUCUGUUCUCUCGGCUACAACAAUUCAAUCGUGUUCAAGACCAUAACAGGAGGGAAUCACACUGCUAAUGAAGAACAAACCAUCUGUCACAGCACUAGACCUUCGCUUCUGGAUCUCAACCUCCCUUCAAUGGUGGUACCGGACCUGUACAAACCAGUAACCCUAAGGAGAACCGUCACGAAUGUGGGACCCGUCAAUUCUGUUUACAAAUCCAUCCUUAAGUCUCCCGUGGGGGUCACCGUCACCGUGAAGCCUAGGGUGUUGAGGUUUGAUGCUAAUAGAAAGAAGAGAAGCUUCACAAUGAUGGUUUCUACAGACACACUGGUGAACUCUGGAUUCACAUUUGGAAGCUUGACCUGGACUGAUGGAGUUCAUAAUGUUAGAUCCCCAAUUGCUGUCAAGAAGACGGUUGUUCCCAUUUACUUCUAGAUUGGGGAGGGGUUGAAAAAAAUGGGGUGGGAUUGUUCUUGAAUUGACACAACAACAAAAAAAAAUCAUGUAAAUAAAGGUGAGCCUUUUGAUUUUAUCCCAAGAAUUCAUAAGCAUAUAUAAUUUCUUAAAGCAAAUCCAAA
Messenger RNA from Ipomoea triloba (trilobed morning glory), 2596 nucleotides. RefSeq names its product subtilisin-like protease SBT3.9. Lineage: Eukaryota; Viridiplantae; Streptophyta; Magnoliopsida; Solanales; Convolvulaceae. The transcript is spliced from 2 exons. Gene Ontology annotation, biological process: proteolysis. The record is from RefSeq and is a predicted model, not a curated record. Gene Ontology annotation, molecular function: serine-type endopeptidase activity. The coding region runs from base 87 to 2453 and encodes 788 amino acids.